UUGUUCCUUGACCAGUUUUACAUUAUUUUAUUCACUUUGAAUGUUAUCUUUGAUAUAUGUUGUUGCCCAUGCUCAGCCUAAAGCUGUUUUUCUUACUGUUAUGAUAAUUGACAGUGCCUUUUUGUGUGUAUAUUUUUGAUAACGAUACACAUAAAUAAAUACAUAAAAAAAAAAAAAAAAAGUCUCAGCAUGGACCAUGUGCCAGAGUAACCUUUUAUUUUGAAGUCUUGAUUUCCGGUGUUCAGGUCUCUGUGGGUCUUGUUGGCCUCUUUCUGAUGUAACGUUAUUUCCACCACUUGGAGUGCUGUUAGAUAUCAUAAUCUGGAGUUGCUGCACUUUGGUUACUCUAACAGAAGCAUGUUUUCAGCUCCGGAUCACCUUGUUUGUAGCUCCUCGGCUACUUAGUUAGCUCCGUUUAGUGUAGCCGCUGAUGAGAGCAACCCGGCGACUGCAGCCCGACCACGGAGGAAUGCCUAGGAAGAAGAAGAACGGCCAGAGCCCGGCCAGAGUGCCCGGCGGCCCGCCAGAGCAGGGGGGAAACCUCGGCCACGACGCGGCGUACCGACUACCUAUGGCGAACAACUUUCAGUCCAACACCUCGCUGCCCAGCUCCAUCAAGGAGAACAUCAUCAAAAGCAUGCAGGAGAUGUUCUCCCACCUGGACCCUGAAGUGAUCUACAUCGUCCUGUCCGAGGCGGACUUUAAAGUUGAACAUGCAAUGGACUCUCUCUUGGAGCUGUCUGAUGCUGCUGAAGAUGCAGCCCCUACACCUUCUUAUGUCUCUGGCUUUGAGCGGACUGCCGCAGCCCUGCUCAGCCCAUGCCACUUCUCUGAACCUAGACCAGACCCAGACUCCUCCAAACCACCACAGCUGCCCUCCUCUCCUCCCUCCACCAACCUUCUGACAGAAGAGCUGGACCUGCUAGUUGACCAGGAGCUAGAGACACUGACUGCACAACAAGGCGUUAAGGAAGAGCAGCACAACAGCCAGUAUUUAUCUAUUGGUACGUCCCUUUCCUCUUUCCCUCCACCACCAUUCCCAAAACAUGUCCUCCCUGAGCUGCUCCAGUCCAGCCUGAAGCCUGGAUCUAGAGGGUCCUCUAGAGGUGGCCUGGUGGAGCACAUGUCUGGAGCUUCCUCUCCACUUGACCAUCUCAGCAUUUGGGAAGACAAGAUCGUCCAAGAGCAGCAGUCGGUGGUGGAUUUCACACAUCUGAUGACAGAGACGCCUGCAGACAAGCCGACACCUCCUUUGGACCUGGCGACUUCAGGGCGUCCCUCCGCUUUCCAGGUGUAUAAAAAGCAGGACCCAUCCCACACUCUCUCAGACAAGGCUGGGGUCAUGCCCUCUAAAGCGAUAGUCGGAGGAGCAAGAUCUAAGGUGAACAUGUUGAAUCAGGAGCCGCUUGGCUACAUGUCACCCUGGAACCUGCAGGCACCAGUGUUUUCUCCCCGUCUCCCUGGAAACCAGGGGCCAUCCUUCAUCGUCCCUGUGGCUCAAGCGCCUCCCAGCUGGCCCGGCCAUCCCAGGCACGCCUCUCCCUGGCUGAGUCCGGGCCCUGUCUGUUCUGCUACUGUUCCAAAGUCCUGGUCCCAUCCUGCUGCUCCUCAUCCUCCUGCCAGGUACAACAGGCUUCGUUUGGAAGGGAAGGUCCUUGUGCUGCUACGUGGUGCUCCAGGAUCUGGCAAGUCAACUUUGGCAAGAGCCUUGUUGGAGUAUAACCCAGGUGGAGUCAUACUGAGCACUGAUGAUUAUUUCACUCGCAAUGGAGUCUAUCGGUUUGACCCCAAUGCUCUGGGGGAGGCCCACGAGUGGAACCAUAAACAAGCCAAGGAGGCUUUUGAAAGGGGUGCUAACCCCAUCAUCAUUGACAAUACCAACAUGCAUGGCUGGGAGAUGAAACCCUACGUGGCUCAGGCACAGAAACGUGGAUAUAAGGUGCUGUUCAGAGAGCCGGACACUUGGUGGAAGAACAAGCCCAGAGAGCUGCAGAGUCGUACCACACACAAUGUGCCGGUGGAAAAAAUCCGACGCAUGCUUGAUAAUUAUGAGCGCUACGUGACACUCCAGUCCAUCAUGGGUUCACAGAUGCCGGAGAUGCAACCGCGCCUCCCUCCGGAGAACAGAAGCCUUCGGCCGGUGUCUUCUGAAACACCUUGUCCUGACCUUGUAGGGCAGCCUGGGUCGACUGAGGGAUGUGAGAGAUCCCGUCCUCAGCUGUAUUCCUCCCUCCCUGACGUGUCAUCUAUGGGCCGUUCUAGUGAGGCGGGAAUGCUUGAAGACGGCACCCACAAAUCUACGGAGUCCCUCAAUUUCCAACCUGCUGGAACACUACCGGAAAAUCCUGAAAUGUCCGAUGGGGACAAUGACAUGGAUUUGGGGGAAUUAGAUUCUGAGUUGGACGCCCAGUUGGAGCUGAGUCGUCCAAUAGGAGAUCAGAGAAUCCCCGACUGUAUUGUGGAGUCAGUGAUGAGCGAAGAUCAUCGUGGGGAUGAAAUGCCUGUGGCUUUCUCUGAGUCUAUUGCACAGAGAGUGAGGGGGGAGAGGCCAAGCAGGAGGUCUGUUUUUGACAGGUUGAAGCCUGCAGAUCUGGUGAAAGAUACUAACCAAUCAGACAGCAAGGCAAAGGAAGCAGAAGGGGUUGAUGGGGGAGAGAAAGGAAAGAUGUUGGAUUUUGUAGGAGAUUGGCCUUGUGAUGAAGGGUCCCUCGAGCAGCGACAGGUGAGGAGACGAGAAAGGCAAGAAGAUGAAGUUGUGUCUCAAGAAGCAAACCAAAAUAAAGGGCAGCUGGGAGCCAACGUGACAGAGUUACAGAAACUUCUUGAUCUCAUUCAGACGGGAGUAGGCGACAUUCAGACCGGCUGUUCCCGUUCGUCCUCCCUUACUCCGAGCUCUGGAGAGGAACUGGAGAAACAAGAGGAGGCAGGUGGCAGGUUUGAGGUAUCCCAUGGCAGUCGAUCUAACAGUGAGGAGAGGGAACAAAACGUGAACCGAGUUAACAGCAGAGGUGAAUUACCUGACUGUGUGUUAGACUGGAAGGCAGCUGACUCUUGUAAGGUCAGGGAAUUGAGAACCGAUAAUUGGGAGGGACCUAAAACGGACUUAAAAGGGAACUGUAAUGUGUUAGGGAUCGGCAGAGAAACGGGGUCUGUGGAUUUGAAAUCAACCAACCUAACAAAUCCCUUCUCAGCUCUUACUGCUGAUUCACUUGUUAUCUCCAAAAUUAUGGCAGCAAAUGUAUGCCAUGAUGGAGUGGGAAGCCACAAUAUUGAAGGAGAGGUCGGUACGGAGCCUGCUGCUGGCAGAGAGGCUAGAGUUGAGGCAGAUGGGAGUCAUAUUGGUGAGGUGUGUCAGAGUCCUGUGUGUGAGGGCUCUGUGGAAGCAGAAAGCGGUGCUCUCAGUGGAGGCAGUCAGGAGAGAAAGCAGCAGCGUCGUAGAUCGGGGAAACAGUGCAAACUAGCCCUCACAUUUACUCAAAACUGCCCUGCUGCUUCUCCAGUGAAUACUCUUGAAUGUCCCAAUAGCACAGCCCAAAGCAUAAACAGCAUCCAGAAUAGCAUUAACACAGAUGUUGAACCUGACUUUGAUCCAAACUGUAACACCAGCCUUAAAUCAAACCUGUUCACCGAGUCCAAAUCUGAGGCACACCUGCAGCCUCCCUCCCCACUUCCUCUGGUAGUCACAGGCAGCCCCACCCAGACAGAUCCUCAACACUUUGCCCUUCUUUGGCGUCUCAAUCGGCAAGUCCGCCCCGGUGACGCAGUCGCCACUGCGUUCAGCCACCCUAGUGACAUCACGGUCCUGUCUGGAGACUCUUCCCACUUUGUGCCGGAGCUGUCCUCUGCCAUGUCUGCAGCGGUUGCGGUUCACCCGUCCGGCCACAGAGAGGUGCCCUACCACGUGGCGCACGAGAAAGGCACGCAGGUGGAGGAGAAAGAGCUCGGGGCGGCUCAAGGCCGGCUUGAGAGCCUGCGCAUCCUCAGCCGCCAUUUUAAACUGGUUAGUUUUGAUACAUUAGAGGAUCUGUACGACAAAUGCCAUCAGGACCUAGAAUGGACCACCAACCUGCUGCUGGACUCUGAGGAGAGGUUCUUCAGAGAUGACGAUGAGGGUGAGAAAGAGGAGCAGGAAGAGGAUGGUGCUGGGGGUGAAGAUGAGCAGAACACAUCCAGUCCGUGUGGAGCUUUAGGCAACCCUGUAGGAACCAGGUUAUGUCCUGAUGUGUUAGAUGAGCAUCACCCUGAAGGUUGGCCAGACGGAGAGCCAACUGUGACUCAGCAGUCAACCUUUGUGACAGUUAGUGAAUCAGAUGGAGGUGCAGCUGCUCCUGUUAGAAACAAAGAUACAACUUCACAUUUAAAAACACCUCCUCAAGCAGAAUCUCCUCACGCAUUAAACGAAGGAGAGAGAUGUGGCGACGUUGAGCACAAAGUGACAUCCGAAGCUGACCUAGAAAGUGCCGCUUGGGGUGGAAGCUUAGACGACGGAGUCAUAAUAGAAGAGUCAAGAGUUAUGAUGGAGGAGGAGAUGGCUAGCAUGGACGAGGUCCACCGGCUGCUGCAGGCUGAGCUGGAGGACAUGGAGAGAGAGCAAAAACAGAAGAAGGAGGAGGAGAAGAGGACUGAAAGGAGGCACAUGGAGGAGAGAAGGAGCAGUCACCUGGACAUUCAGAGUGUGGAGCUGAAGCUACCCACCGAACUGGCACUGCAGCUAACUGAACUGUUUGGUCCUGUCGGAGUAGACCCAGAUACAUGCUCCACUGAUGAAUUUGCAGUGCAGAUGGACCUGAACCUGGCUAAACUGCUCUAUCAGAAGUGGAAGGAAACCAUUCAGGAAAAGCAGAGACAAGCAGCUCUUUCCUUUCACUUGCUUCAGGAAAGUUCAGUUCACUGGGGUGAGCGACAGGCGUCCAGAUCUGGAUCACGAGACCGGACACAACCACCACAUUUCUUGAUAAGUGCAGAUGGAUACGCGUCCCUGGACAGCCAACCAGAGGCCCGUGGUCAGAUGCCAGUCAUGGACCACUGGAAUGUGUCCCGCCCACAUGUGUCUCUUAGAGAUAUUAUUAAAGAGGAGCAGGCUUUACAGGAGAACGUGGAAAAGACCAGACAAAAUCGUGCAGACCUCGACCGGCGUGACGGAGCCGCCCUGUUGAAAGAGAACCAACUGUACUCCCUCUUCCCCACCAUCGACAGGCAUUUCCUCCAGGACAUCUUCAGAGACCACAAUUAUAGCCUGACAAAGACAGAGCUGUUUCUACGCUCUCUGCUGGAGGAGGAGCCCGUCAAGACGGUGGUUGCCCCAGAGGCUCCUCGGUCCGACCACCUCAGAGCGGCCAGCAAGGAGAGGGAGAAGAGGCAGAAGCCCGUGGAGUCAAUCAUACCCAACUAUCAGGAUACGGAGGACCCGGAGUACGAGGACUUCAGGACCGAGGCCACACAACAGAGGAGCCUCCAGCUCGAGUGUUUCUCCAAGGCUGCUGAGGCCCACAAGCAAGGACGCAAAGAAGUGGCCUCAUUUUACGCACAGCAGGGACACCUGCAUGGCCAGCGAAUGCGUGAGGCCAAUCACCGUGCAGCAGUUCAGAUUUUUGAGAGGGUCAACGCAUCACUUCUGCCGAACAACGUCCUGGACCUCCAUGGGCUGCAUGUAACAGAGGCCCUGGAGCAUCUGGGCCAGGUUUUACAGGACAAAACCACAGACUGUGAGCAGGGUCUCUGUCGACCUCAGCUCACUGUCAUCACAGGAAGAGGGAACCACAGCCAGGGGGGCGUGGCCCGCAUCCGCCCCGCCGUUAUAGACUACCUCACCAACAAACACUACAGGUUCACUGAGCCACAGCCGGGUCUCGUGUAUGUCUCUUUGAAGUGAGAAGAACCGGGUUUAUUGGAUUCAAGCUAAAGCUGCUAUGGAGGACAACACACACACACACACUCUCUACUCUCUACUUCUACAACGCCACAUACAGAGUUACUACAGUAUAUACAGGAUGGUACAUCCCCUCGUUUCCUACUUCUGUCAGUUAGUGUUGACUUUUUCCCCCAAUCACCGUCUCUCUCCUUUUCUCCAUCAGUUAUAUAGCUACCAGAAAUUUAAAUUAAUCUUAAUCUUGGUUAAACUGAGGUUAAUUUAGUUAAAAUCCUAAUAUUAAUUUAGAUCUUAAUAAGAAUAUUUUUCUUUGUUUUUAUGAAAGAAAACUGCAGAGGCGUGAAACACAAAAAAAUUAUUUUUAUGCAGCUGUGAAGCUAGAAUGUAUGUACAUUUUAAAUGUAAUAAUGUUUUUUAUAGUGUGGCGUAUUUUGCUUUACAUUUAUCUUUAUGCCUUUAAAAGAGUAUGAAAAAUCCCUGUGUUUUAAAGGCUUAAUGUUGAAAUAAGGUGUUAUUUAAUCUCUUACAUUUACUAAUCUGGAGUCAAGUUUGAGACACACUGAGGAUUUAAUGAAACUUUAAUUGAAUCAUUGUUGCAUGCUGACUGCUUCGAGGUUGCUCUCUAGGAAUUUAAGUGAUAUGGCAUCCUUUUUUGAGAUGCUAUUGAAGCAUUUUAUUUGAUGCCAAUUCUAGAUUUAAUGCAUGCCAGAAGUUAUCACAAAACCAAAUGCUGAGUAGUAAGAGAGUUUUCUCUCUUGGUUGUAGUGUUGCAAUGCGUUGUGCUCACCAGGAGGUGAAACUAAAAAUGAAUAGGUUGAACAACCUCAUUAAAUAGUUUGAACAUCCUCCUCUGUGAUCUGCAGCAAUCGGUCUCCUUUGUCUUAGCAGCAACGUACUGCAACUGUUCAUUUACUUAAGGCCAAGCUUAGCUGUUAAUAUAUCGCUAUUCAAACCCAGGUUAAGUUCCAGUCUUAGGUUUUCUCUUUCGAGGCCAGUCAGUUGUUUCCGGCCUGUUCCUGGUAGCCUUUUAAACCCAUGAUGCCAAAUGUUGUAGCAGUUGUAUUCCUCAGGUUGCUACACUAUUUUUGUAGGUUCGAAAUAGCUUCUGUUUUUCUAUGUGUGAUAUUUUUCCUAAAGGUGCAACAACAGUGUUGACCAAUUUUACGGAUUGUACAUAAUGUUGUGAACACAUGAAUUAUAAAGAGAAAAUUGUAUUUUUUUAUUCAUUUGUUCAAUUGUUUUACAGAGAAUAUUGUAUUGUGGAAUAAACUCCUAUUUGUUUACAGUUUAA
Molecule: messenger RNA, 7160 nt
Organism: Sebastes umbrosus (honeycomb rockfish)
Lineage: Eukaryota; Metazoa; Chordata; Actinopteri; Perciformes; Sebastidae
Gene: n4bp2
Product: NEDD4 binding protein 2
Exons: 16
Coding region: 431-5872 (1813 amino acids)
Molecular function (GO): ubiquitin binding
Source: RefSeq, a predicted model, not a curated record